AUGUCACCCCUGUUCACCAUUUUGAUCAAACCAGAGAAAAAAGCGGAACCCCUAGAAGUCCUGAUAGAUUCAGGUGCCACCUCAUCCUUCCUCCACCCCCGUACCGCGGAACUACUCCGCCUCCCACUCAUUGAUCUCCCUACACCCCGUACCGUCACUAUGCUCGAUGGGUCGAGCCCCCAGGCAGGCAAAAUCUGGAAGAAGGCAGUUCUGACCUUCUCCUUAGAUGGCAAGAAAAUGACAGAGACCUUCCUUAUAUGUAACACCGGGUCCCAUGCUGCUAUCUUAGGAUUGAAAUGGUUGGACGCCCACAACCCGGAAAUCGAUUGGAACAUGCGUACCCUUACCUUCCCCCAUGCAACCCCUGAACAUGUGUCCAUUGCUGAGGAAGAGGAAGCAGAUGAGAACCCCCUCGAAGGAGUACCCUCCGAGUACCAUCAAUACGCCAAGGUAUUUGGGGAGGAAGAAUUCAACAAGCUCCCUCCACACCGACACUACAACAUUGGAAUAGAACUCACGGAAGAAGGCCCCCUUAACUCCCCCCUUUACAGUAUGACAGACGCCGAGUCCGCUACACUCAAGGACUGGCUCAGGGAUGAGUUGAAAGCUGGGAAGAUCCGCCCUAGCAAGUCUUCCAUCAGUUCCCCCGUGAUGUUUGUUCCAAAGAAAGAUGGUUCCCGUUGCUUGGUUGUUGACUACCGUCGCCUUAACAAUUGCACCAAGAAAAAUGUUUAUCCACUUCCCCGUCCGGAUGAUCUCAUGGCCCAGCUCCGUGGCGCCAAAAUCUUCACCAAACUAGAUUUACAAUGGGGGUACAACAACGUGCGAGUUAAAGAAGGUGAUGAGUGGAAGACUGCAUUCCGAACCAAGUACGGCCUCUACGAAUCCCUGGUGAUGACUUUUGGUUUGACAAACGCCCCCGCCGCCUUUCAGCACUUCAUGAACGAGUUGUUUAAAGACCUACUGGAUGUAUGCGUCAUCAUAUACCUCGAUGACAUCCUAAUUUAUUCUAAGGAUGACGCAUCUCACACGGAGCAUGUUCAUGAGGUCCUAAAACGGUUAAUGGAUAAUCAACUGUUCUGCAAGGCAUCCAAGUGUACAUUCCACGUUACCUCUGUGGAAUACCUGGGAAUCAUCGUCUCCGAUAAGGGUUUUAGUCUGGAUAAGCUCAAAAUCCAGGCGGUACAGGAAUGGCCGGUACCCACUAAAGUCAAGGAAGUCCAAUCGUUCUUAGGGUUCGCCAAUUUCCUUUGCCGAUUCGUCGCCAACUUCAGCCACAUGGCUAGGCCAUUACACAACCUAGUCAAGAAGGAUACACCUUGGAGAUGGGACACAAAGGAACAGGAAGCAUUCCAAGAACUAAAGGAUGCCAUUACCAACGCCCCUGUACUUUGUCACGCCGACCCCACCAAGCCCUACUUCCUAGAAACGGAUGCUUCUGGUGCAGCCUUAGGUUCCAUUCUUAGCCAACGACAGGAAGACGGCCGUUUACACCCACUAGGGUUCCUAUCUGAGUCCUUCAAAGGUGCCGAACAGAAUUAUGACACCCACGACAAGGAACUCCUGGCUAUCAUCCGGUCGUUUGAAUAUUGGCGCAUCUUCUUGGAAGGGACCCUGCACCCCGUAACCGUCUUCACUGACCAUCGGAACUUGGAAUACUGGAAGGAGUCUAGAACCUUCAAUCGCCGCCAUGCACGAUGGCACCUCCUCCUGGCUGGAUACAACUUCCAAAUUGUGUAUUGCCCGGGCAAACAGUCCGGCAAACCAGACGCCUUAUCCCGGCAAUCAGACCACGCCGAUGUCCCACCUGCCGCCCAGACCAUGCUCCCAGACCCUAUCUUUGCCAACGUCGCACUAGUCCUACCAGAAAAGGAGUUACAACAGCGUAUAGAGUCAAGCCUGGAUCAAGACGAGUCCCUUGAAGAAAUCCUACAGUUCCUGCAGAAUGAAUCCAGAGCACCUCCAUCCAUCAAACAAGCAUUCAAGGACUAUCAGAUGGAAGCAGGGUUACUUUUCUACCAAGGGCGGAUUGUGGUCCCUGACGUUGGGACCCUACAUACGGAUUUACUCCAAAUCUUCCACGACAGCCCAUCGGCAGGGCACCCAGGCAGGCAACGGACCCUGGAGCUAAUCUCACGCAAUUACUAUUGGCCAGGCAUACGCGCGGACACAUACUGGCACGUAGACUCCUGCGAAACCUGUCAAAGGAUUAGGAAACCCAAAUACGCGUCAAUCCCACCACAGCCGCUAGAACUCCCAGUACGCCCAUGGCAACACAUUUCCUAUGAUAUGAUUGUUGAUCUGCCAAAGGACGGGGCCUACGACUCCAUACUAGUUAUUGUGGACAGCUUCACCAAGUACGUCAUAUUGGUAGAAUGUUCCAAGAAACUAAAAGCCCCCGAACUGGCGGAACUGUUCUUACGACACGUCUGGAAAAAGUACGGAAUGCCAGAGAAAACAAUCUCAGACCGCAGAAGAGUGUUCAAUAACAAGUUUUUGAAAGCAUUGUACCAACGACUGGGCAUAGACCCGCACUUCUCCUCCGCUUACCACCCCCAGAGCAAUGGGCAGACAGAACGGGUGAACCCCUCCAUAGAACACUUCCUAAGAGCAUACUCCGGUACCAAUCAAAGGGACUGGGUCAAAUGGUUACCAAUGGCAGAAUUCGCCUACAACAACGCAGUGCAUAGUGCCACAGGGAAGUCACCUUUCAAAGCGCUCCACGGAUGGGAACCAACCUUAACCCCUUCCAACAUUCCUACGGACGUGCCAGAGGCCAAUGAACUGGCGGAAGCCAUGGAAGCACAAUGGAGAGAAGUCAAAUCCGCCCUCCGGCAGUCUAAACAACAAAUGGUAGCCGGAGAACACGGAAGCCCAACAGAGUUUGAGGUCGGAGAAGAAGUAUGGCUUGAUGCAAAGAACGUUAAACUCAAAACCUUAAGCCCCAAGCUAACGGAACAACGCUUAGGACCAUUCAAAGUCAUGGAAAAAAUCUCCAACCGCGCUUACAGGCUAGAACUCCCACCAACCAUGCGCAUCCAUAACGUAUUUUACGUAGGGUUAUUGUCUAAGGUCAGAAGGGACGACAAACGGGCCUUCGAGAACCGUCCACCACCAGUCACCGUGGAUGGGGAAGAAGAAUAUGAGGUUGAAGGAAUAACGGAUGCGGAGGAACGCAACGGAAAAUGGUUCUUCCGGGUCAAAUGGAAGGGCUAUGGCCCCGAGGAGAACACAUGGGAACCUCGAGAAAACCUAAAAAAUGCAGGGAAAAUUUUGAAAAGAUACGAGGAAGACAUGAGAAAGAAGGCCCUUGGCGCUGCCAAGGCCCUUAAGGGGGGGGCAGUGUUGUAG
This is a messenger RNA of Rhizoctonia solani, 3351 nucleotides long. RefSeq names its product Retrotransposable element Tf2 protein. The coding region runs from base 1 to 3351 and encodes 1116 amino acids. Lineage: Eukaryota; Fungi; Basidiomycota; Agaricomycetes; Cantharellales; Ceratobasidiaceae. The transcript has a single exon. Gene Ontology annotation, biological process: DNA integration. Gene Ontology annotation, molecular function: nucleic acid binding. The record is from RefSeq and is a predicted model, not a curated record.